Ilyonectria robusta is the source of this 492-nucleotide messenger RNA. RefSeq lists its product as uncharacterized. The record is from RefSeq and is a predicted model, not a curated record. The transcript has 2 exons. Bases 1 to 492 code for a protein of 163 amino acids. NCBI's taxonomy places the organism in Eukaryota, Fungi, Ascomycota, Sordariomycetes, Hypocreales, Nectriaceae.
AUGGCUUCCCUCGAGUUAACCCCUGUCUUCAAUGUCAACGUGUCGGUGUCUCUCCCGACUGGAAUGGGACCUGGCAAUGAAUUUUCUGACCUUACGGUUAUAAAUGGGGAAAAUGGAUACGUCGAGACGAUCGACGGGAAAACCAGGUUUGAGAUUACAUCAAUUUCUGACUGGCUGGUUCUGGGCCAGAAUCAAACCACUGCAACUGUGGAUGCGAGAAUGAGCUCGGUCGGCCCGAAGGGCAUCAAUCUAGACAUGCAUUAUCUGGGUAAAUUCAAACUCACCUCAAAGACGAACGAAGUGUUCGGUGGCACCCCCGGAGCAAGCUUUGAUUUUGGGGAAGAAUACUUAUAUGUAACUCCAAGAAUCUCGAGUCGAUCUGCGGAAUUUGGAUGGGUUAAUAAUUUUGUGUUUGUGGGUAUGGGGAAAGUAAAGACGGUCCGAGAAGGUGCUGGUAUUGAGAUCUCAUACCUCAUCCUCAGAGUCGGUUAA